Rotaria sp. Silwood2 is the source of this 825-nucleotide messenger RNA. The record is from the annotation of a GenBank genome assembly. Lineage: Eukaryota; Metazoa; Rotifera; Eurotatoria; Philodinida; Philodinidae.
AUGGAAUAUAACUUACAAAAAAGUAGUCUAGAUCAAAAGUUUACUUUUGCUCAGCUAGCUGAGCAGAAUAUUACGAGUGAACAAUUAUAUAUUUGGUCAACACCCCUAGAUAUAAUCGAACGUUAUCAAUUCUAUUUAAACCAACGUUCAAUUUCAAGUAUAUCAUUAGCAUCAAUGGCAACGCAGUUGUACUAUAAUUGUACACUACCAAGAUUUGGACCAUUGUGUCAAUAUUCAUUGGAUAAUUACAAUUUUCAUCAUUCAUCGUUAAAUGAAAUUAUUUAUGAAUUUUAUCAACAUACAUAUGAACCAACAGAAUUGACAUGUUACACUCAUUUAGAAUGUGAUCGUGGUUCAGCAUCGCUAUGUCUUGAUUGGACUGAAAUAUGUGAUGGAAUCGUUGAUUGUCGGAACGGAAUUGAUGAAGAAUCUUGUUGGCUAUUUGAAAUUAACAAAUGCAAUGACAAUGAAUAUCGAUGUUACAACGGACAAUGUAUAUCGAAGGCAUUUUGGCACGAUGAUGGUAAUGCUUUUGAAUGUCUCGAUCAAUCAGAUGAAAUUUCAAGUGUACAAUUGUAUGACAGUAUUAAGAGUGAACCAACAUUUUUAAAAGAAGAUAUUACAUGUCUCCAGCGUGAUGGUUUUUUUACAGCAAAAUUAACAAGCUCAUGUAUUGAAGAGCGUAGCAACUUAUUAGAGCGAUUGAUAUUUUCUGAUAAACCAAAUACAGUAUCUGAUAAGUGUUAUUUAGCAGUCAAGUGUCGCUUGGGUGUUCCAAAGCAAUCGAAUCCAGAAUGUGGUGAUCUUUGUCUCAAUGGGAUAUGA